CAGGGGCGGACUGACCAUUUGGAAACUCGGGCACUGCCUGAGGGCCCGGGGUCAGUAGGGGGCCCCAUGAGAUGCCCCUGGUACCUUUUUAAUAUGCAUUUUUGAGUUUGGGCAAGGACACAGGGGCCCCAUGAUCCCCUAUUGCCCGGGGGCCCCAUGAGUUGUCAGUCCGCCCCUGGAUCACACCCACUAUUUGAUGCAGUCCAGAGUGUGUGUGUGUGUGUGUGUGUGUGUGCGAGGUAGGGGGCCCCAUGAGAUGCCCCUGGUACCUUUUUCAUAUGCUUUUUUGAGUUUGGGCAAGGACACAGGGGCCCCAGGAUCCCCUAUUGCCCGGGGGCCCCAU
Staurois parvus is the source of this 343-nucleotide messenger RNA. The record is from the annotation of a GenBank genome assembly. Lineage: Eukaryota; Metazoa; Chordata; Amphibia; Anura; Ranidae.